Messenger RNA from Quercus lobata, 2804 nucleotides. Its product is annotated as protein SUPPRESSOR OF npr1-1, CONSTITUTIVE 1-like. The record is from RefSeq and is a predicted model, not a curated record. The transcript is spliced from 4 exons. NCBI's taxonomy places the organism in Eukaryota, Viridiplantae, Streptophyta, Magnoliopsida, Fagales, Fagaceae. Bases 81 to 2780 code for a protein of 899 amino acids. Gene Ontology annotation, cellular component: cytoplasm.
CAAAUUCUUUAAGAGUUCUUUGUUGGAGGUAUUAUCCUUCAAAUUCUCUACCGUCAACUUUCUAGCCAGAUGAGCUUGUUAUGCUUUGUUUGCCAAAGAGUAGAAUUGAACAACUUUUGAUAGGAAUAAAGAAUUUUGACAAGUUGAAGAUCAUCGACUUGUCUAGCUCGGGCUUUAUUAUAUCCCCAAACUUCACUGGAGUCCCAAAUCUUGAGAAAUUAACUCUUUCAUAUUGUCAACAAUUACGUGAACUUCAUCCAUCCGUUCGAAUUCUUAAAAAGCUUGUUCAUUUUCAUCUAAAGUCUUGCAAAAAUCUUGUGUGUCUUCCUAGUAUCAUUUGUAGUUUGAAUUCACUUGAACAGCUUGAUCUUUGUGGGUGCUCAAAUUUUGACAACUUGCCGGAGAACCUAGGGAAUCUCAAAGGUCUCAAGAUGCUUCAUUUGAGUGGAACAGCUAUAAAAGAGCUGCCUUCAUCAAUUGCUGGUUUGACAGCUCUUACUUCAUUGAUUCUCCAAGGUUGUAAGAAUCUUGUGUGCCUUCCUAGCACCAUUUGUAGUUUGAAAUUGCGAGAAUGUCUUGAUCUUUCUUAUUGCUCAAAUUUUGACAACUUGCCGGAGAACUUAGGUAAUCUCAAAGGUCUCAAGAUGCUUCAUUUGAGUGGAACAGCUAUAAAACAGCUGCCUUCAUCAAUUGAUGGUUUGACAGCCCUUACUUCAUUGACUCUCCAAUAUUGUAAUCUCAAAGGUCUCAAGAUGCUUCAUUUGAGUGGAACAGCUAUAAAACAGCUGCCUUCAUCAAUUGAUGGUUUGACAGCCCUUAUUUCAUUGACUCUCCAAUAUUGUAAUCUCAAAGGUCUCAAGAUGCUUCAUUUGAGUGAAACAGCUAUAAAACAGCUGCCUUCAUCAAUUGAUGGUUUGACAGCCCUUACUUCAUUGACUCUCCAAUAUUGUAAGAAUCUUGUGUGCCUUCCUAGUACCAUUUGUAGUUUGAAAUUGUUGGAAUGUCUUGAUCUUUCUAGAUGCUUAAAUUUUGACAACUUGCCAGAGAACCUAGGUAAUCUCAAAGGUCUCAAGAUGCUUCAUUUGAGUGGAACAGCUAUAAAAGAGCUGCCUUCAUCACUCGAUGGUUUGACAGCCCUGACUUCAUUGCGUCUCAAAGAUUGUAAGAAUCUUGUGUGCCUUCCUAGCACCAUUUGUAGUCGGAAAUUGCAGAAAUGUCUUGAUCUUUCUAGAUGCUCAAAUUUUGACAACUUGCCGGAGAACCUAGGGAAUCACAAAGGUCUCAAGUAUCUUUAUUUGAGUGGAACAGCUAUAAAAGAGCUGCCUUCAUCAAUUGAUGGUUUGACAGCCCUUACUUCAUUGCGUCUCAAAGAUUGUAAGAAUCUUGUGUGCCUUCCUAGCACCAUUUGUAGUCUGAAAUUGCUGCAAUGUCUUGAUCUUUCUGGAUGCCCAAAUUGUGACAACUUGUUGGAGAACCUAGGGAAUCUCAAAGGUCUCAAUUAUCUUUAUUUGAGUGGAACAGCUAUAAAAGAGCUGCCUUCAUCAAUUGAUGGUUUGACAGACCUUACUUCAUUGAUUCUCCAAGGUUGUAAGAAUCUUGUGUGCCUUCUUAGCACCAUUUGUAGUUUGAAAUUGCUGGAAUCUCUUGAUCUUUCUGGAUGCUCAAAUUAUGACAACUUGCCGGAGAACCUAGGGAAUCUCAAAGGUCUCAAGGAGCUCGAUUUGAGUAAAACAGCUAUAAAAGAGCUGCCUUCAUCAAUCGAUGGUUUGAUAGCCCUUACUUCAUUGAUUCUCAAAGAUUGUAAAAAUCUUGUGUGCCUUCCUAACACCAUUUGUAGUUUGAAAUUGCUGGAAUGUCUUGAUCUUUCUAGAUGCUCAAAUUGUGACAACUUGCCGGAGAACCUAGGGAAUCUCAAAGGUCUCAAGGAGCUCGAUUUGAGUGAAACAGCUAUAAAAGAGCUGCCUUCAUCAAUCGAUGGUUUGAUAGCCCUUACUUCAUUGAUUCUCCUAGGUUGUAAGAAUCUUGUGUGCCAUCCUAACACCAUUUGUAGUUUGAAAUUGCUGGAAUGUCUUGAUCUUUCUGGAUGCGCAAAUUGUGACAACUUGCCGGAGAACCUAGGGAAUCUCAAAGGUCUCAAGGAGCUCGAUUUGAGUGAAACAGCUAUAGAAGAGCUACCUUCAUCAAUCGAUGGUUUGAUAGCCCUUACUUCAUUGAUUCUCCAAGGUUGUAAGAAUCUUGUGUGCCUUCCUAGCACCAUUUGUAGUUUGAAAUUGCUGGAAUCUCUUGAUCUUUCUGGAUGGCCAAAUUGUGACAACUUGCCGGAGAACCUAGGGAAUCUCAAAGGUCUCAUGAAGCUUUAUUUGAGUGGAACAGCUAUAAAAGAGCUGCCUUCAUCAAUCGAUGGUUUGACAGCCCUUACUUCAUUGCGUCUCAAAGAUUGUAAGAAUCUUGUGUGCCUUCCUAGCACCAUUUGUAGUCUGAAAUUGCUGCAAUGUCUUGAUCUUUCUGGAUGCUCAAAUUGUGACAACUUGCCGGAGAACCUAGGGAAUCUCAAAGGUCUCAAGGAGCUUGAUUUGAGUGAAACAGCUAUAAAAGAGCUGCCUUCAUCAAUCGAUGGUUUGAUCGCCCUUAUUUCAUUGAUUCUCCAAGGUUGUAAAAAUUUUGUGUGCCUUCCUAGCACCAUUUGUAGGUUGAAAUUGCUGGAAUCUCUUAAUCUUUCUGGAUGCUCAAAUUUUGACAACUCGCCGGAGAACCUUGGGAAUCUCAAAGGUCUCAAUUAACUUUAUUUGAGUGGAACAGCUAUA